Messenger RNA from Ahaetulla prasina, 758 nucleotides. It is a transcript of the gene HEMGN, whose product is annotated as hemogen. Bases 109 to 642 code for a protein of 177 amino acids. Gene Ontology annotation, cellular component: nucleoplasm. The transcript has 4 exons. NCBI's taxonomy places the organism in Eukaryota, Metazoa, Chordata, Lepidosauria, Squamata, Colubridae. Gene Ontology annotation, biological process: cell differentiation; regulation of osteoblast differentiation. The record is from RefSeq and is a predicted model, not a curated record.
CCUCCGUUUUGGAAACUCUCUUUGCACUAAACCAUUAGAUGCGUUAUAUGAUCCUAUGGUGGAGCUCAGCUCCUUUUUCUAUAUAAAUAUUAAAAUAAACUGUUACAGAUGGCAAGUUUAGAAAAGGAUCAUUCAUACUCUGAAACGCCACAGCAACCAGAGGCCACACCGGAAGAGUAUGCAGUUGCAGAUGUUGGCAUUUCACACCGUUUGAGAGACCGAGAACUUCUCAGAAAAAGAAGAGCAGAAGCAGAAGAAAAAGACACUCAACAGUGGGUUCUGGGGGAGCAAAAGAGACACAAGCGAGCACGGAAAGGAAGAGCAACUGGAAAGGGCCGAGGCCGGCGUCAGACUCCACAACCAGAACCACAACCAGAGUUGCAGUCAGAGGAAGCUGAGAGUCAUGAAACACAGGUGACUGCAGUGGAGGAGAAAGCUGAAGUCACUCAUGGACUCUAUGAAGAAUGCUCUGUCCCCCUGGUGGGCAUACAGGAAGGGCUGUAUUCACAAGAGGAAAUAACCCCGUCUGCUUUCAGUUGUGCUCCCCACCCAGGACUAGAGGAGACACCAAGACCUGAAGGCUCAGAGGACCCCCAGUCUUUGGAAAAUGAUCACUUGGAGCAAGAUUUAUUUGGCUUUUAAUUGAAAAGUUGCUUGUGGAUAAUAAUUGUUCCUUAUUCAAUGUGGAAAAGCUGUUAGGCUACAUGAUACCUGUCAUUCUUGUGUGAGCAAUAAAAAUCUGGUAGCCUUUGUUGUAA